Dendroctonus ponderosae (mountain pine beetle) is the source of this 793-nucleotide messenger RNA. RefSeq lists its product as uncharacterized. NCBI's taxonomy places the organism in Eukaryota, Metazoa, Arthropoda, Insecta, Coleoptera, Curculionidae. The transcript is spliced from 4 exons. The record is from RefSeq and is a predicted model, not a curated record. The coding region runs from base 27 to 722 and encodes 231 amino acids.
AUAUAAAUACGGCCAGAUACCGGCCGAUGGUUAUCAGUCGUUGGUUCGAUAUCGGCAAAGACCCACAAAGCCCGAGACCGAAAACGAAAAAAAUGAAGUGCUCCAUCGCAGUGCUCUUGGUGAUUGUCGCUCUAUCUUCGGCGGAGCCCCAAAGAAAUGGCCGUGUUCAAGCCCAGCCACCUUAUCAGCCCAGAGGGUUCCGUCCAGCAGGCCCAGCUUUCAGCCUGCCUUUAAAAUCGCAGCAGCAGCAGCUGCCUCCUACGCCUGCAGCCUCCUACGGGCCUCCUACUCAGGAAUACGGACCGCCCGCUGAAGAAGCGACCACCACUGAAGCAGCCCCCACCACCACCACUGAAACCAUUGAAACCACCACUCUGGAACAGCAGGCUGAAAACUUCCGAGUGGCCCCAGUGAGCCAGAAGCUGCAAGAAGCGCCAGCCAAUCCGGCUGGAUUAUACGUGGUGGUGCCACAAGCGGACAGUUUCUUCUACGCCCCAAUCCAAGGAGCGUCCGCCAAGCUGGUGGCGCAGCCCCAACAGCCCCGGCUGGUCCCCGUUCAGGCUGUGCCAGCUUUUGCGAAAAUCCAAGAAGUUCCUCGGUUUGCCCAAAUAGUUGACUAUCAGGGGGUGGCUUCAGGGGCCGCUCUUCCGGUUGUUUCAUCAGCAUACACUUCGAUUGUUAACACUCCCUACAGCUCCAGCUUCGUCCAAAGUUUCCAAUAGUAGGGAGAUGAGUUGACUUUUUAGUAGUUAUGUUUAUUUGCAUCCAGUUUAUAUAUAAAUUAUUUAUUGUC